AUGUGGACAGUUGGCAACAAGGACAUGAAAGUGCGCCAAAGUGCAUUCAAAGCACGUUCAAAGCAUGCCAAAGCAUGUGACAUCGCAAGUAUUAAACAAAGAUGGGUGCAUAACUCAGAAGGUGCUGUUCCUCAACCUAAAGGGGAGAGGGCAUCUUUAAUGACCAUGGGUGGCUCCAUUCUCCAGAUGGGGAGCAAAGUGCUUGUGUCCUCUUCUAAGAUGGAAAAGGACAUGAUGGAUACUUUACAAAUGAAGACAUUUUGGCACAUGCUGCAAAAGCAAUGGACAUCCUUGAGAGGUGGUAUUCACACGAAGACCAUUCCAUCUGCAACUUGGGGGGUACCCAGGACAAUCAAGGAUGUCAAUGGCAACAAUGUUCUUGGGCUGGAUGGCAAGCCAUUGAAGGAGAAGAUUCCUAUGGCUGAGGCAAGGCUUCCAAAUGGUGACCCUCAGCCAUUAUAUUUCCCAGAUGGUCACAGCAAGGCAGGAUAUUUCAAGGGCAUGGCACAGAUUUUGGUUGAACAAGGAUACACUGAUGCUCCAAAGCUUUGUGCUAAAUGCAAGGACUUCAAGUGUCCCAAUGACCAGACACUUUGCCAUGCAGUCCACAAGGUUUAUUGA
Messenger RNA from Suillus subaureus, 621 nucleotides. RefSeq lists its product as uncharacterized. Bases 1 to 621 code for a protein of 206 amino acids. The record is from RefSeq and is a predicted model, not a curated record. Lineage: Eukaryota; Fungi; Basidiomycota; Agaricomycetes; Boletales; Suillaceae. The transcript has 5 exons.